Cercocebus atys (sooty mangabey) is the source of this 1197-nucleotide messenger RNA. RefSeq names its product 5', 3'-nucleotidase, cytosolic (gene NT5C). Gene Ontology annotation, molecular function: 5'-nucleotidase activity. The record is from RefSeq and is a predicted model, not a curated record. The transcript is spliced from 4 exons. Gene Ontology annotation, biological process: pyrimidine deoxyribonucleotide catabolic process. Lineage: Eukaryota; Metazoa; Chordata; Mammalia; Primates; Cercopithecidae. Bases 431 to 946 code for a protein of 171 amino acids.
CUGGGCGACAGAGCAAGACUCCCUCUCAGAAAAACAAAAAAACCGUGGAGCUAGCCCCACAGGUUUAGGACCCUUGACUUCCUCGUUAGUAUUUCAGAUCAACCCUUUGUUGGGCCCCUGGAAGGUCGGUCCCCUACUAGUAACGUGAGGUGAACGGGGGUACGUCUGCUGUAAAGUGGGGGGCGUCUGAUGCGGACAAAGGCUGGGUCCCGAGAAAGCGCAGGGUCAGAAAAGUGCCCCCCAAAGCCGUCCCUGCACCCGAACCCUAGGAAGGCCUCGCGCAGAGCCUUCGGCAGCGGUUUACGACCUGGGCGGGGCGUCCCGGAGGCUCUAUGCAAAUCAGCCCAGCGGACCCCGUCCAGCGCCCGGGCUCCGGAAGCAGCGCUCCCCUCCCACUCCCCGCGCUUCCGGCCAGGCCCGCGCCCCCCAGAUGCCGAGAGCCUGCAGCCCCGGCCCGGCGGCGAUGGCGCGGCGCCUGCGUGUGCUGGUGGACAUGGACGGCGUCCUGGCCGACUUCGAGGCCGGCCUUCUGCGGGGCUUCCGCCGCCGCUUCCCUGAGGAGCCGCACGUGCCGCUGGAGCAGCGCCGCGGCUUCCUGGCCCGCGAGCAGUACCGCGCCCUGCGGCCCGACCUGGCGGAUAAAGUGGCCAGUGUGUACGAAGCCCCGGGCUUUUUCCUGGACCUGGAGCCCAUCCCGGGGGCCUUGGACGCUGUGCGGGAGAUGAACGACCUACCGGACACGGAGGUCUUCAUCUGCACCAGCCCCCUGCUGAAGUACGACCACUGUGUGGGCGACGAGGAGACCCCGCGCUGGGAGCACAUCUUGUUCACCUGCUGUCACAAUCGGCACCUGGUCCUGCCCCCGACAAAGAGACGGUUGCUCUCCUGGAGUGACAACUGGAGGGAGAUCUUAGACAGCAAGCGAGGAGCCGCGCAGCGGGAAUGAGCGGGGAUGCCGCGGGCAGCAGCUGGCGCUGAAGGGCGGACAGGGGCCACCACAGAGCCGAGUCAGGGCGGCAUCGUGCUGGUGCCUCUGGCCCUGUGGAGUGGAGCAGGCAGAUACCGUUAAGCGCUGUGCUGCCAGGCCCCAGGCCCAGCCACCCGGUACCUUCCGAGAGGCUGCCGCUGGCCCCUGGCUUGCGUGGAAAUAGUGGGAAAACCAGUUGGAACUCUUUAAUAAAAGACGGCUUUCUGGUC